AUGACAAGUAAGAUGGAUGAAUUCCUGAAUGAAGUGGAAUUCAUUAAGAAUUUAUUCUUAGAAAGGGGUUACCCUGAGGAGCUUAUUGAAAACAUUGUGAAGGAAGUUAUUGAGAAUAGAAACAAAAAAUGUUUCCCUGUAAUAGCAAUUGGUAUACCACAAGUUGACCUUACCAGUACAGAUGAUGAGUUUAUUUGUUCUGCAGAUAGCUAUCCACAGCCUGAGGUUACAUGGCAAAAAGUUUUGGGAAAUCACACAGACGAAAAAUCUGGAGAGACAUUAACAAAGGAAAGUCUGACCAAGAAAACCAAUGGAGGGAAGUUUGGACAUAUCACUGUUACAAGUACUUUGAGAAAAGGCAUAUUACAGGGAACUGGUUACAUUAAAUGUUGUGCCAACAACGCUGCUGGGUCUGUAUGUAAAAAUAUGCCAAUUGCAGAUAAAGAUACUACAGCUACUCCUUGGUUUGUUAUUGGAGCUGUUUCUGGUGGCUUACUUCUUUUAGUAGCUGUCCUCAUCUAUAGCAAAUGUAAACAGAAACCCAGGUAUGAGAGUCAGAUGAAAAUGGUGCAAUUUAUAAACUCCGCUGAUAACGAGUACAUCUAUAUCGACUGCAGUUUGUUGGACUACAAUCCUAAAUGGGAGUUUCCAAGAGAGAAUCUGGAAUUUGGAAAGACCCUUGGUUCUGGUGCAUUUGGGAAAGUUAUGGAAGCGACUGCAUAUGGUAUCUGUAAACCUGGUGUUUCAGUACAAGUUGCUGUUAAAAUGCUUAAAGACAAGCAUGAACCUUCUGAAAAGGAUGCACUGAUGUCUGAACUGAAAAUGAUGACCCAUUUGGGACAUCACAAGAACAUUGUAAACCUACUGGGAGCAUGUACAGUUUCAGGACCAGUUUAUCUCAUAUUUGAAUACUGUUGCUAUGGUGACCUUCUGAACUACUUACGAAGCAAAAGAGAAAAGUUUCACAGAAACUGGACUGAUGUCCUCAUACAGAACAGUUUCAGUUUAUAUCAUAAUUGCAACACAGAUCAUAACUGCAGGGAUAGAAUUCUAGGGUGUGACAUGCCUUUCAGACCAAGAAGCAGAACACAGGAUUCAGGAAUAUGUUCUUUUUCUCAGGACCCCGAUAAACAGUCGGAGAAUUCUGAAAGCAUAACAACUUCAGAUGAUGAUCAACAGAAAAUGUUAAACCUUGAAAGGUACGAAGAAGAUGACUUGAAUGUUCUUACCUUUGAAGACCUUCUUAUUAUUUCAUAUCAAGUUGCUAAAGGAAUGGAGUUUCUUACAUCAAGAAAUUGUAUUCACAGAGAUCUCGCUGCCAGAAAUGUUCUACUAACAACUGGAAAAGUGGCAAAAAUAUGUGAUUUUGGACUAGCCCGUGAUAUCAUGAAUGACUCAAACUAUGUCAUCAAAGGGAACGCUCGUCUACCUGUAAAAUGGAUGGCUCCUGAAAGCAUUUUCAGAGGGAUAUAUACAAAUAAAAGUGAUGUCUGGUCCUACGGAAUAUUGCUCUGGGAAAUAUUUUCACUGGGUGUCAAUCCUUACCCUGGUAUUGUAGUUGAUGAGAAGUUCUAUCGACUUAUUCAGAAUGGAUUCAGAAUGGAACAGCCAUUCUAUGCAACAGAAAACAUAUACGGCAUGAUGCAGACCUGCUGGAAUCUGAAUGCAGACAAAAGACCUUCCUUUUCUCAGCUAGUUUCCAUGAUAGAGACUCACUUGAGUGAUGCUGAAGCAGAGCUUUACCAAAAUGUGAAAUGUGGCAUGUGGUUAUACAAUCCCAGCUAUGGAAACAAACCCGGAAUCACCAUGGAUUUGCCAACACCAAGUAGCACCACAUCUCAGAGUGAAAGCUGCUGAACAUUGCAAAGCAGCAUCAAAUCUAAAUACUCAUAGCAUUCAGUUCCCAAAUAUGUAUAUUGUACUACUUAGCUGAAUUAUGUGAACUGCUAUUUCAAGAAUGACUUAGUACUUAGGUGACUAUUUCACAUUCAGAAGAUAAAUCCGGUGUUAGAUAUGAUAACAAAUAUUACAGCCUCGCUCUGGAAAACUCUAAUGGAAUUUUUGUUACAGGGAGCAGUUGCAGCUGCAGAUUGAAAUGCAACAGUCCUCUCUUCUACUCUGAUAGCAUCAAGUCACAAAACAACAGCAGCAGCAUUGCAAAAACACAAACCAAGCUUGCAGUUUUUUUUUAUAAAUAAAACAUAAUGGGGUAUGGCAUUCUGAUGCUAUUA
Molecule: messenger RNA, 2231 nt
Organism: Protopterus annectens (West African lungfish)
Lineage: Eukaryota; Metazoa; Chordata; Ceratodontiformes; Protopteridae
Product: receptor-type tyrosine-protein kinase FLT3-like
Exons: 15
Coding region: 1-1857 (618 amino acids)
Biological process (GO): cell surface receptor protein tyrosine kinase signaling pathway; B cell differentiation; positive regulation of kinase activity
Cellular component (GO): signaling receptor complex
Molecular function (GO): transmembrane receptor protein tyrosine kinase activity; ATP binding
Source: RefSeq, a predicted model, not a curated record